AUGAUCUCUAAGGAGGCCGGUCUUCACUUCGAAGUUGUCGACGAGGAUACUUUGCGCUACACCACGGGCCCUCCAAUCGAGAUCGACGCGGCAACAAAUAAGCGUCUCUUUUGGAAACUCAACCGCCGCAUCUUGGCCGUUCAAUUGGUCACCUACUUUUGCCAGUCUCUUGACAAGGGUACUCUGAACUUUGCGUCCAUCAUGGGCAUUCAAAAAGAUGCUAAACUUGUCGGACAAGAGUACCAAUGGCUCGGUACCAUACUGUACAUUGGUAUUUUAGUUGGUGAAUGGCCACAAAACUACCUUCUACAGAAGCUGCCGCUUGCUAAAAUGCUUUCCGUAAACGUCUUCGUCUGGGGUGCCGUGGUCGCGUGCUCUGCGGCUUCGACUAACUUUGCAUCGCUCAUGGCUGUUCGGUUCCUGCUGGGCUUCUUCGAGAGCUGUGUUCAGCCAGCCAUGAUGUUGUUGACUUCGAUGUGGUACACUCGUGAGGAGCAAUCUCUCCUAAACUCGCUUUGGUACUGCAUGUCCGGUGUGCAACUUAUGGUUGGUGGCCUACUUGCCUUUGGUGUCUCUCACUUCACGGAUGGACCCAUCAAGAAUUGGCAACUGCUGUUCCUCAUUCUUGGGCUCGCUACAUGUGCAUGGUCUUUUGUCAUUGGCUACUGCCUUCCUGACAGUCCCAUGACAGCCAAAUGCUACUCGGAGGACGAGAAGCGUCUCUUCAUCGAGCGGGUUCGUCACAACGAGACCGGCAUCAAGAACAAGGUGUACAAGAUGUAUCAGGUCAAGGAAGCCUUUACUGAUACUUUUGUAUGGUGCUGCAUCGCCCUCAUCACCGUGGCCAACCUGAUCAUCGGCGGUCUCGGGGUCUUCUCUAACCUCAUUAUUCGCCAGUUUGGAUUUUCUCUCCUCCAAACUCAGCUGCUCAACAUUGCUCAAGGUGCUUGGCUGAUCAUCGUCAUGGUUGGGUCGGCACAAGCUUGUCAGAAGUCCGGCCAGAAUUGCCUAAUGAUGAUUCUCUGGACUAUACCUGCUAUCGCCGGUACGAUUGUUAUCCUCAUCGUCAACCCCAGCCCCGGAAACUCUGGCGGCAUGCUCAUCGCAUUCUACUGCACUCAAUUCUUCUGCGCUCAAGGCAAUAUGAUCAUUUCUCUGAUCACCCGCAAUAUUGCUGGCCAGACCAAGAAGGGCAUGGUGAUGACAAUGGUAUUCGUUGGCUGGUCUGUUGGUAACCUUAUCGCGCCUCAGAUCUUCCAGACGAAAGAUGCACCACGGUACCUUCCUGGUUUUUUAGUGCACAUCGUCAUCUAUGGGAUAUACAUCGGUCUAAUCGUAUUAACGCGCGUUGUCUUGAUGGCAAGGAAUCGCCGCAAGGAUGCUGUUGUUAGCGAAGUCACGCAUGAGCUUGCCUUCCAGGAUUUGACGGAUACGGAGAAUCCCAACUUCCGUUACGUGUACUGA
Molecule: messenger RNA, 1464 nt
Organism: Didymella exigua CBS 183.55
Lineage: Eukaryota; Fungi; Ascomycota; Dothideomycetes; Pleosporales; Didymellaceae
Product: MFS general substrate transporter
Exons: 5
Coding region: 1-1464 (487 amino acids)
Biological process (GO): transmembrane transport
Cellular component (GO): membrane
Molecular function (GO): transmembrane transporter activity
Source: RefSeq, a predicted model, not a curated record